Chenopodium quinoa (quinoa) is the source of this 1405-nucleotide messenger RNA. Its product is annotated as short-chain dehydrogenase TIC 32, chloroplastic-like. The transcript has 8 exons. Lineage: Eukaryota; Viridiplantae; Streptophyta; Magnoliopsida; Caryophyllales; Amaranthaceae. Bases 245 to 1231 code for a protein of 328 amino acids. The record is from RefSeq and is a predicted model, not a curated record.
CUUUCAGCACCUACAAGGCUACAAAUGUACAUUAUUCUUACUUAUUUUCAUUACAACAAUAUUUCACUUUAUUUUUAACUGCUUCUCUUCUGCCAUACAACUGUCCCCAUUUCUUAUGUACUAUAUAAAGGAAGAGUAGUCACCUUAUUUGCUCUCUUCUUUAAGCUUUUUCUUUCAUUUGUGUUUCAUUUCUUCUCUUUCCGGUUCGUCGCGAUCCAAAUAAUAAAAAGAUAUACAAGUAGAUAUGGUGAACUUCUUCACAUUGGUGACUGGGUAUCCGGGUGCGAGCGGGUAUGGAUCGGCUACAACUGCUGAACAAGUUACUGAAGGGAUUGAUGCUUCUAACCUCACUGCUAUUGUCACUGGAGGAGCAAGUGGAAUAGGAUUGGAGACAGCAAGAGUGUUGGCACUUCGGAAUGCCCAUGUCAUAAUUGCUGCAAGGAACAUGAACGCCGCUAAUGAAGCCAAGGAGAUGAUCCUCAAAGACAAUAAAUCUGCACGAAUCGAUGUUCUUAAGCUUGACCUCAGCUCUCUCACAUCUGUCAGAGAAUGUGCUAAUAAAUUCCUAGCUUUAAACUUGCCUCUUAACAUAUUAAUAAACAAUGCUGGCAUUAUGUUUUGUCCAUUCCAGCUUUCUGAAGAUGGGGUGGAGCUACAAUUCGCGACAAAUCAUUUAGGUCAUUUUCUGUUCACAAAUCUUCUGCUUGACAAAAUGAAGCAAACAGCUAAAGCUACUGGCAUUGAAGGAAGAAUAGUGAAUUUAUCAUCAAUAGCACAUCUUCACACUUAUCCAGGAGGAAUUAGAUUUGACAAAAUCAAUGAUGAAGACGGUUACUCUGACAAAAGGGCAUAUGGCCAAUCUAAGUUGGCAAAUGUACUUCAUGCAAAUGAGUUAUCACGCCGUCUAAAGGCAGAGGGCGCCAAUAUUACUGUAAACUCUUUGCACCCAGGAUUAAUCAUGACAAAUCUCAUGAGACAUUCUUAUUUCCUGAUGCGGUUUCUUAAUCUUCUGACAGGGCUAUUGUUAUGGAAAAAUGUGCCGCAGGGAGCUUCAACAACUUGCUAUGUAGCUCUCCAUCCGCAAUUAAAAGGUGAAACAGGCAAGUAUUACGUAGACUGCAAUGAGUUAGAGCCAUAUGCACUUGCUAAAGAUGAGGAAUUGGCAAAGAAACUUUGGGAGUUUAGCGAGAAUUUGGUGAACUCAGCUACGAAGCUUAAACAAAUUAAUUAGUUCAAAAUACAUUUACCUUGCAAAUAAUUAUGAAACAAAACAGUGUCCAGAAUCUCUAAGAUAUAAUUUGUUGUCUUGUGCUACUACCUUGAGCAAAUCAUCCUGUAACAGAUAUGUUUUAUCUUCUAUGUUAUGUUAUGCAAUUCAAAGGCUCUUGAUCUUAUUCAUUAUUUA